AUGCCCCCCAUCUCCGAAACCACCAUCCUAACAAACUACCUCCUCAUCCCCGCCCAACUCCCCGCCAUCAUCUCUCUCCAAGAAUUCACCUCCCUCUUCCCCAAACCCAUGCAACACUCUCCCCAUAUCCGCACCCUCUACCGCGACCUCCAAUCCCAACGCAACACCCUCCUCGACACCAUAUCCGAAGAAAUCUCGUCCCAAGCCCGUCAAGGCAAAGCCCUGCGGCGCCACGUCCUAAAAGCCGGGCGUGAAGCCCAAGCUCAAGCACAAGAGCAAGACGACGAGAUUGACAUUGAAAGAAUGCUGGGUACCCUCCCCCCCUCCCAAAACAAAAACCACACCCUCCAAUCCAUUCUCCCCUCCCUCCAGGACGCCAUCUCCGAACUCGAAUCCCAGCUCCAGCUCCUCCAAUCCGAGGAAGCCUCCCUGCUGGCGUCCGUCCAGAAAACUGUCGGCGACCUCAGCGAUCUCCGCUACGGCCGUCUGGCAAACCCCAAACUGCCCGAGCAGGUCUUGGAGGGCUUGCAAGGGCUGCAAGAGACGUGCAAAGACAAGAACCGAUCAUGA
This is a messenger RNA of Podospora pseudopauciseta, 570 nucleotides long. RefSeq lists its product as uncharacterized. The coding region runs from base 1 to 570 and encodes 189 amino acids. Gene Ontology annotation, cellular component: kinetochore; Mis6-Sim4 complex. The transcript is spliced from 2 exons. The record is from RefSeq and is a predicted model, not a curated record. Lineage: Eukaryota; Fungi; Ascomycota; Sordariomycetes; Sordariales; Podosporaceae. Gene Ontology annotation, biological process: chromosome segregation.